UCCAGUUGCUUUUGGUAGCAAAGGUUAUAUAGUACUGAAGCUAGCUACUAACAGCAAUAUAGUUAGAAAUUUUCCAAUGAUUUGGAUAGCAAUUUCUAUAGUUUCUCUUACUUACUUGUGUCUAUGGAUACUGAUGAAAGAGAGAAACAGAUUACCGCCCGGUCCAAAGGGGUUGCCAAUUUUGGGGAGCCUUCACAAGUUGGGGGCAAAUCCUUAUCGUGAUUUGCACCAUCUAGCCCAAAAAUAUGGACCUGUCAUGUAUUUGCGCUUAGGUUUUAUGCCCACAAUUGUUGUUUCUUCAUCACAGGCUGCUGAACUAUUCCUCAAAACCCAUGACCUUGUCUAUUCUAGUAGACCACAACAUCAAGCAGCAAAGUACGUUCUUUGGGAUCAAAAGGACUUGGGUUUUGCUGAAUAUGGUUCUUACUGGCGCAACAUGCGUAAAAUGUGCACACUAGAAUUGCUGAGCCAAACCAAAGUAAACUCCUACAGAAGCGUGAGGGGAGAGGAACUCAGUACAUUGAUCAAGCUUCUGAAAGAGGCAGCCAAUGAUGGAGUUGCUGUUGAUGUCAGUUCCAAGGUUGUAGCACUCAAUGCAGACAUAUCUUGUAGAAUUGUUUUCGGAAAGAGGUACACGGACCAGGACUUGGGUGAGAAGGGUUUCAAGGCUGUCAUGCAAGAGCUAAUGCACUUACUCGCAACUCCUAACAUAGGUGAUUACAUUCCUUAUAUUGGUGUACUUGACCUUCAAGGACUAGUCAAGCGUAUGAAGGCACUUCGCAAAACAUUUGAUGUCUUCUUUGACAAAAUUAUUGAUGAGCAUAUUCGAUCAGAAAAGGGAGGAGACAAGGUGAAAGAUUUUGUUGAUGUCAUGUUGAGCUUUCUUGGUAGUGAGGAAUCUGAGUAUCGCAUUGAACGAUCCAAUAUCAAAGCCUUAAUGCUGGAUAUGUUGACUGGCUCAUUGGAUACUUCAGCUACAUCAAUAGAAUGGACACUUUCAGAACUCCUUAGGAAUCCAAGGGUGAUGAAGAAAGUCCAGAUGGAGUUGGAAACUGUGGUGGGUAUGAAGAGGAAGGUGGAGGAAUCAGACUUGGACAAGUUGGAGUAUUUGAAUAUGGUUAUAAAGGAAAGCAUGAGGCUCCAUCCAGUGGCACCGUUAAUACCACGCUAUUCAAGGGAAGAUUGCAUGGUUGGAGAUUUUUUCAUUCCCAAAGAUUCAAGGGUCUUCAUAAAUGCAUGGUCAAUUAUGAGAGACCCAAGUGUUUGGGAUGAGGCAGAGAAAUUCUGGCCAGAGCGAUUUGAGGGAAGCAAAAUUGAUUUGAAAGGACAUGACUUUGAGUUGAUACCAUUUGGAGCCGGCAGAAGGGGAUGUCCAGGAUUACAACUGGGCCUGACUAUGGUUCUUCAAACAGUGGCACAACUGGUGCAUUGUUUUGAUUGGAAGCUGCCAAAUGAUAUAUUGCCAUCUGAUUUGGACAUGACAGAGAAAUUUGGUCUUGUAAUGCCUAGGGUCAAUCAUCUACUUGCAAUUCCAUCAUACCGCCUUCACGAUCAAAGUGUUUAGGAAAAAAAAAAUGGGACAGCAAUUUAUGUUAUGUUUACUGGGAUCUACUUGAAUAAAUUCCCAGGAAAAUAAAUUAGUCUCUCUUUCUUAUAAGGAGAAAAAAUAAUGGUGGGUCGUUGUAUUUUAUGUUAGGUACGUACUGUUGAUGUGGAUUUAAAUACAUUUCAAAGGAGAAUAAAUUACCGUCUCUCUUUCUUAUCAUCA
Molecule: messenger RNA, 1768 nt
Organism: Cajanus cajan (pigeon pea)
Lineage: Eukaryota; Viridiplantae; Streptophyta; Magnoliopsida; Fabales; Fabaceae
Product: cytochrome P450 71AU50
Molecular function (GO): heme binding; monooxygenase activity; iron ion binding
Source: RefSeq, a predicted model, not a curated record